This is a messenger RNA of Python bivittatus (Burmese python), 4281 nucleotides long. RefSeq names its product MLX interacting protein like (gene MLXIPL). Gene Ontology annotation, cellular component: nucleus. Gene Ontology annotation, molecular function: protein dimerization activity; DNA-binding transcription factor activity, RNA polymerase II-specific; RNA polymerase II cis-regulatory region sequence-specific DNA binding. Lineage: Eukaryota; Metazoa; Chordata; Lepidosauria; Squamata; Pythonidae. Gene Ontology annotation, biological process: regulation of transcription by RNA polymerase II. The record is from RefSeq and is a predicted model, not a curated record.
CUGGAGUCCCAGCCCUAGUGAGUGCCAGGUGAGGUCCUGCCCAUGCUGUUCUUAGGUUAGGCGUUCAUUGCACAGGACACUUACGUAUGUGGAACUGGCUGCCUCCGCAAGGGACAGCCUGGGGUUGGCUUUGACAGCUCGGCUGGAAGGAGCUCUCCAGCGAGUACCAUUUCCCUCACCAUGGCUGUGAUUCAGCCCGGACGAUCUGGGCCUUACCUGGAACUGCAGAUGGGGUCAAGGCCCGACUCGGACUUUGAUUCAGAUUCCGACAGCCCAGCCUUCAGCAGCACCAAACCUGGCUCUGGUUACCCUGCCUGCUCCCAAGUGAUCCACAGUGGUCACUUCAUGGUAUCAUGCCCGCACAGCGACUUGGUGCCCCGUCGGCGCCAUCACCAGGCUGAGCCAGAAGUCCCUGAUCCUCCAAGUAUUGAUCCCACUCUCACACGCCUGUUUGAGUGUAUGAGCCUGGCUUACAGUGGGAAGUUGGUAUCCCCCAAAUGGAAGAAUUUCAAAGGGUUACAGUUGCUUUGUCGGGACAAGAUCCGCCUCAACAAUGCCAUUUGGAGAGCUUGGUACAUCCAGUAUGUGGAACGCAGGAAGACCCCUGUUUGUGGAUUUGUUACUCCCCUGGAUGGGUCUGAGGCAGAUGAGCACCGAAAGCCAGAAGCCGUUGUGCUGGAGGGGAACUACUGGAAACGACGGAUUGAGGUGGUAAUGAAGGAGUAUCACAAGUGGCGGACGUACUACAAGAAGAGGCUUCACAGAUUUAGCCGGGAAGGGGAAGUUCCCAGCCCAAAACCGGAUGAUGAACCUUGGCGAUCAACAGAGAACUGGUGCAACCAGCUCUUCUCCAAUGUGGUGCCAAUGCUGCUGCGGGACAAGGAGGAAAAAGAGGAGGAGGGAAGGCAGCUCUUUGAUAUGGACAGCUUCCUCUCAGACAUCUCAGACACCCUAUUCACCAUGACUCAGGGCAGCUGUCCCCCUCAAUCAUCAUCAGAAGAAGCCUACGUUGGCAACGCUGACAUGAUCCAACCAGACUUGGCCCCGCUACAGCCAAAUCUUGAUGAUUUCAUGGAGAUAUCUGAUUUCUUGUCCAGCCCUCGGCCAGUGCCUGCACAAACCCCUUUGAACUACACAGAUCAGCCUUGCUUUGUGCCCAUGCCAGACACCCUUUUUGAUAGCAGUGGCAGCAACCUUCUUCCCAACCCAUCCAAUGCCUUACUUCCAACAGGCCCUGCCAGUUCUCCUGUCUUGAGCAGCCCUCGUCUUCAGUCUGCAGGUGGUUGCCCAGCUCAGCUUGGUUCACCUGGUGCCUUCCUCAGCCCUGAGCUCCCUCCCAUUCCUCCCCCAUCAACCUCCCCCAACAAUUUUGGUCCUGAUCGCAAGCAGAAGCCCCUGCUUCCCUACACCCCCCCCAACAAAUGGCUUAGCCUCGAUCACUAUGGAUCUUACUGUCCUGCCCCACUGCCCAGGGCCCCUUUGCUGGGCCAACAGCCAGUAUGUCCACCACUGUCAGCCCCUUGCUCCAAGCUCCACUACCCAUCUGCCCCACUCUUUUCCUGUCCCAGUUCCCCAUCACUCUCCACAGCCUGUUUUUCCCCAAAUAUGCCAGGUUACAAUGUAGACUUGCCUUCUGGGUACUAUUCUCCCUUCAGUGCAUCACAGCUGCUCCCUGGUUUGCCAAGCAGCCCUAUUUCUGGCACUGCCAGAGGACAGCCUCCAUCUGGAAAUGACAGGCCCAAGACCAAGGGGGCAACGAUCAAGAACAAGAGGUCCCCAAGACUUCCUGUUCCAUCACUUGCAACAGUAUCCGACCAAUGUCUGACGCAGCUGUUGACCACAGCAAAACCAGAACCUAGUUUAGAGGACCUGUCUGCUCCCAGCCAUGCCCUGGCCCCCACAGCACCUGAGACCCUGCACAACCCUUUUUGUGAAGAACCUGCCGGCUUCUUGCCCCGAAUAACAGAGCUCAGCCCUCAGCUCUCUCCCAUCUCCAGCCCCUCACAGUCCAUUCCAGCCACACCAUCAACAGGCCCACUGCUUGUCCCCAAGAUAGAGCGUCUCUCCCCCACUCCUAUCUGCGCAGCCAAUAACCUGAGAAUGACACAGGGACCUCCUGUCUCCCUUGAGGGGCUAAUUCCAUCCCCUCUCUAUUCAAGCCAAAAUAGGACAGAACCAAGCAAGACUGAGAGCCGCAGAAUCAUCCACAUUUCUGCUGAGCAGAAGCGCCGUUUUAACAUCAAACUGGGGUUUGACACAUUACACGGCCUAGUGAGCACUCUGAGCGCCCAGCCCAGCCUUAAGAUCAGCAAAGCCACAACCCUGCAGAAAACAGCAGAAUACAUCUGCAAGUUGCAGCAGGAACGGGCUACCUUGCAGGAUGAAGCCCAGCGCCUGCGGGAUCAAAUUGAGGAGCUGAAUGUUGCCAUCAACCUCUGCCAGCAGCAGUUGCCUGCCACAGGGGUGCCCAUCACCCGCCAGCGCUUUGACCAGAUGAGAGAGAUGUUUGACGAAUACGUCCGUUCAUGCACCUUACAGAACUGGAAGUUCUGGGUUUUCAGCAUCAUCAUGCGCCCUCUCUUUGAGUCCUUCAAUGGGAUGGUGUCCACUACCAGCCUAGAAAGCCUCAGCCAGACGUCUUUGGCCUGGCUGGAUCAAUAUUGUUCACUUCCAGCACUGCGACCCACUGUCUUGAGCUCCCUUCGCCAGCUGAGUGUUUCUACUUCAAUCCUGACCAACCCCUCUGACAUCCCAGAACAGGCUACUCAAGCAGUGACGGGAACAAGUACCAAUGAUGGUUCUUCCUAGCCCAAGAAUGGGAUGCUAGCCAGAGGAUGACAGCUGCCAGAGGAUUCCUUCAUCCCUUCAGAAGAGCUGCUUUUACGAAAUAGCUGAUUGGUCAGUUCUCUGCAGGAAGCUUGUAGAAGAUGCUUCUUCUGUGCUGACUUUUCUCCCAGUUUUCUCUAACUCAAUGCCAUCUGGCCCAGUCUCCUCUCUCUCUUGGCCUGGCCAAUGAAACAGAAGUGACUUUGCUACAAGAUCUGUGUGAUCUGUGUACUUUCUCUUGGUGGGCUUAGCUGAUACCUUCCAGUUUCUACAUUAGUGAUUCACAUGGGUGAUGGAUCUUCAGUCCUCCGUAGUAUCUUCUCUGAUGUCAACUAAAAGUCUUAGAGAUAGGUCCAAAUCCACAUUUUGGAAGUCCAACAGGAAACAGAGGUGACAUCGUGGCAUCUUUUUUGCUUUGUAAAGUUAUGCACCAUCAUAGGCAACUGUCCCUGAUUACGCCUGGGAAAGGAGUCAUGCUUUAGUUCCUGUUUACUAGCUCAUCAUCACUGCUUGUCUUUAUUGAGAAGGUACAGUUACAACUUCAAUUAUGUUUUUGACCCUCUGCCCCCUUUCCGAGAAUAUACAUAGCUCCAGAGCCAAGUUUGCAAUGUUUAAGUAAGCCUGCCUAUGUGUACAUAGUUCUUUAAUAGACAACAAGUCUACCCAUACUCAGAGGAAACUAAAAGCAGAAGAAGACAUCAGUUCAGACCAGUGAUCCAUUUCACCCAGAAUCUUGUUUCCAGCAUAGCCAGUCUGAUGUGUCUAAGAAGCCAAAUAAAGAAGACCCAAAAAGUGAUGUGUUUAUCACUUUCCCCUUCUGCUUGAUCCCAGCAUCUGCUAUUCAGAGGAAUAUUGCUUCUGCAGCAGAGACCCUAUUUGAAAUAUAACUGGCAGUAUGACUGGGUGUCCUUAUAAGGUCCAUCUCACCCAGCGUUUCCAAUGAAGGCUAAACAGGAACUUUUAGAAAGCCUACCCGCCAGGAUAAAAGCAAGAAUUCCCACAGUGGAUGCCCCAAAAGUAUAUUGUCUCUCAAUACUGGUAUUCCAGCUAGCCAGCAGAACUAAGGCCCAGGUAUUAGUCACAGAGCACUUUCAGAUCACCAUCUGAAUAGUACAAAUAGUUCAGCAGAGCCACAUCUUUUCAGUAAACUGCUCAUCAAAUCCAGGAGAAAGCCCAUUUCAUAUAAAAAGAGUCCACAUUGUGGAAGAGCGGGCUGCUGGAGAAAAUGGCAGGCCCUUGUGCUCCUUCCUUUCCUUCCCAUUGGAAUCUUUCCUCCAGCAUCAGCAUGGCUGAAUUGCCAAUAAAAUAACAACCUUGACACCCCAGGUGUGGGGUGGAAGAGAGGAGAUGCAUUGUCUUUGGAGCUCUGCAGCCACCAGCAACAAAAUGCCUUCAGUGUACUGCAUAUUCAAAGUAUAUGGCAUAAUAAAUUCAUUGGUCUUUAUGGUGGCAAAA